AUGCCCCGUCACAUCCUCGUUCCGCCCGAACAAUGGCGACACCUGCUCCGAGCCCUGCUGCGCGAAUGCUCCUAUCUCCCCGAUCCCAUUGCUCGCAAAUACAUGCACGAUCAUGUGAUGCUCCGCUAUCGCGACUACGCUGACAAGCACCGCGAGUAUCUUGACAAGUGCCGCAAGUACACGGAAAAGUACCAUCGGCCCCCGUCGUUCCCUCCGCCCAAAGCCCUCAGCAUUCUACGGCAGGCCCGUCUGCGGAGGGCGGCAAAGCAGACACUCUCGCUGCUGGUGCGAGCGAAUGAAGGAUACCCCAGGCCCCUGGAGAGAGUCUUGCUCCUGUCAUACGGCCGGAUUGGGAGACGGAGGCAUCGACUACUGGAAGCCCUGCUGGAUUCAGAAGAGGUGCCCUCAAACACGGAUGCGGUGGCGGAGGCAGUCAAGAAACCGCGGAUAUGGGACGACGGAUGGAAACCUCCCAGGAUCUUGGUGGAGCUUCUGAAAGCGCAAAACCACGCUGCCAUUGUUGCUCAGUCCAACGUACGAAAUCAGGUCAAGACCUUCGAACCCAAAAUACCGGCAGAGAACAGCUGGGGAAGGCCGGUGCCGUUGUGCCGUCGUCGGAAUAUCAGGAGGAAGUGGUACACAGCGGCGCUGAACAGUGCUCUUCCCCCGAUCCCAGAGGACGAGCUGAAGUUAUUACAAGGCUUGGUGUCUGGAACACACUCCUGGGCGCCGGUGCGACGGAGAAAGGCACCGGCCCAGCCGGCUCCCUCGCAGACAUCGUCGCUUGAUGCGAGGUUUCUGGCCGAGGGACCGAAGAAGGGUCUUACUUUCAGGAAUUUCACCGACGGCCGGCCGCACAAGAUAACGCGGCGGUUGAUGGAGAGGCUCUGGGACCGGAUCCACUGUCUCAUCCCCCGGUUUACGAUGAAUCCGGCGCGCAAGAAACCGACGUUUGAAUUCCCAUUGCCUCGGUAUCGCCGCGAGGCGGCCCUCUCUGUGGACGAGCAGAAGGUGCCUGAUUUGUUUGGCGGCCUUGACGAGCAGGGACGGAAGCCCAAAACGGAGCCAAAGGAAGUACAACCGAAUUACGGAGUAAUUCUGGGUGACGGUGGAAAGCGUAUGGACAGGUCGUGGUGUUUGAAGCCAAUUUCGUGGCAUUUCCGUAUUCUAAAAUUUCAAUGA
This is a messenger RNA of Rasamsonia emersonii CBS 393.64, 1182 nucleotides long. Its product is annotated as LYR motif-containing protein. Lineage: Eukaryota; Fungi; Ascomycota; Eurotiomycetes; Eurotiales; Trichocomaceae. The record is from RefSeq and is a predicted model, not a curated record. The transcript has 2 exons. Bases 1 to 1182 code for a protein of 393 amino acids.